CCUUCCUUCCCAUUUUACUCAACGGUAUUCAGCCCUGGAGACAGUCUUUGCUUGCUGCUACCCAAAUGACGCCUCCUAGCUUCUCCUCUUCAAUGCCUGGUGGCACCUUUCUUCCUGCCAUCCCGAACUCGCUCCCUGCAUAUCCUAAGACCGUCCCAGCUCAUGCCUUCCGUCAUUCAAAUCAGUCCCCCUCUCCGACCUUUGGACCAACCAGGAAACGUUUUCAAAAGGACAGCGGUUUCAGCGCCCACAGCCCCCCCCCCCUUUGAAGAUGCUGGCGAUUCUGACGAGGAUGUGAUGCGCAACAGCCUAUACUCAGACAGCGCCUACCGAUCAACUUUGGCUACCUCAAACUCCCGAAAGAGGGGCUUGGCAGAUGACGAUGUAGAUGAAUACGAACAUCGGCCGGGCGCCCGUGCUGAUGAUGGAGCCGGGGAUAGUGAUCGGCCUGCCAAGCGGAGAAUUAUUGACGUUGUUGGGAGCGUUGCGAGUAGGGUAUGGGAGUUUUGCAAGGCUAGAGUUCCGAUUUAUGGCCCGACUUCGAGGGUAACUGCUGCGGAAGUGGAUAUGAAUGUUGAUGAGCAUUUGUAUGACCCUGGGAUGCCCAGCUAUAUCGUGACCGGUGCUCAACUUGGAACCGGUUUAUACGGCAACCAACACAUUAUGGCCUCCUCGCCUCCCCGACCUGCAAAUGCUGGUACGGGCAGGGUGAGUUCGGAGGAGCAGAAUUAUUUUUCUUCGCGGGAUUUCUCUCCGAAUAAACAAGUAGAUGGUGGGUUAAGCUCCAGAUGGGUUAUGGUUUCCCCUGCGCCAACAGCCUCUACAGCUCCUCAACAACAUAAUAAUAAGCCUUCGCUUUCAGCCUCUACUUCAUCACCAACAGGUACACCUACACACCCCCGCCGUCCCCAAUCAUCCUCUUCCAAGCGCACCAGCCGCCCAAUUAUUGCUUCUUCAACUCGAAAGCGGCCUACGGUUGUCAGGCCUUCACACCAACGAUCUCACUCGUCGUCCACAAUCACCUCUUCAGCCUUUGCACCACCGCCACCGCAAUCAGCCUUCACGUUCCACAGUUCUCCUAUCAGCGGCGGUGCAUCGAUGGCUAAUACUCGGGGAAGGCGAAAGGGACGCAUCCCCGGUCUAGCAACAGCACCAUCACAUGACGAUGAUGAGGAGGAUGAAUCGAUGCGGAGAUUCAACGAACGCCUCCGUGACAUGAUACGAGAGGGCCGGGAAGCACUAGGCAGCAAGGUGGAGGUAGUGUACGAUGAAGACGAUGACCUAGAAAACUUCUAAGAGUGUCCGUUUCUACAUUCAAUGGAAACCACACAUGUUACAAUACGGGAGGCUCUUUUAUUUUAUUUUCCAUUUUCUCGCAGGGAGAACAUUUCAACUGAUAUAUGUUUUAACGAUUCAUGGCCGGAAGAGCAUGUCCCUGACAUGGCUGGAGGUGAUAUGAUAAAUGAACGGCAGGGUGUAUUGCAAAUUUCUCGGUGCGGGAUCUUUCGCCUCUUUUUUCUCUCCUGGGUUUCAUGCUCCAUGGCUGCAUUCUUUCCGGAUGUUUGUUUUUAUUAUGCUCUCAUUUAUGAGUUACUGGGAUCUGUUUUCGUUUUUGUUUAUGUAACAGCUUUUGAUCUAUGAUGUCAAUGGGGUGGUUGGUAGACUUGUAGCUCUAAUGAUUGGCAUGAUAUGAUAUUUGGCCCUAUCAAAUCUCUUAUGCGUUCAAAUUAUCAGGGACUAGUGAUUAACAGCUUUGAUUGUGCCAUAGUCUAAUCGGACCCGCUAUAGCUCUCUUAUCUGCUUCAUCUCCCCAGCCCUCACCCUAAAAUCAAUGGCCGCUCCUCCAAUGCCAAUAUUGGUAUCAUAUUAUUCUGAUA
This is a messenger RNA of Tuber aestivum (summer truffle), 1877 nucleotides long. NCBI's taxonomy places the organism in Eukaryota, Fungi, Ascomycota, Pezizomycetes, Pezizales, Tuberaceae. The record is from the annotation of a GenBank genome assembly.